AUUGUUCUUAUUAUCGGGCUUCAGCUCUGUAAAUUGUGGUUAUGAUCGAGGCCAUUGCUAGAGAGAGAAAAAAGGGAGUAGAGAGAGAGACGAGAAUUUCAGACCCUUUGUUUCUGAGGCUUCAAGACCUGACUCUUUCAUUCUUGAUUACAGGGUACCUGAACAGGUUUUAGAGAUAGAUCAACCAAACAAUGGAUUUGCAAUAUCCUGGGUUUCAUCCAAAAGCCAUCUGAGUAACAUUGUCCCUAAACCUGGUUUUGCAUUUCGAGGGAGGGAGGGAGCACAAAUUUGCAGGAGCUAUCAGAUUCUAAAAGAAUAUGAACAGCUUAAUGUUCAGUCUUGCUAUACAUGAGUUUAACAGUGUUAUUCUUCAUAUGGUCCAGAUGAUAUAUACAUCUAUCCUUUGUUCAAGUUGAUGGAAAAAUCAUCUAUCUAUGAAAUAAAUGACCUGAAUUGCUUGAAAAUAUAACAAAAUAUCUAGUAUGGCUGUAUUGUAUUGCUGCACUUAGUUUACCUUGCUUUGGGCAGGUAUACAUAUCCAACUUGGGUGUAGUUUUGCAAGUCUAGUGCAUUGGAAAGCCAGGAGCUGCAAUGGAGACAACACAAACGAAAACAAUGGAAGGGAAGGGGAAGGAGGAGAGGAACCCAACUAAAAAAUCAGACCGUGUUGUCGUUUGGCUUCUACAUAGAAAAUUCACUCUCCUGUCCAUCCUUCUAUUUGCCUUUUUCCUUCGCAUUCUCGUUUCUCUCCAUCCUUACUCUGGUGCACGGAGGCCCCCCAUGUUUGGGGACUAUGAAGCCCAACGCCAUUGGAUGGAGAUUACUAUAAACAUCCCACCUCGAGAAUGGUACAAGAACACCACCUUCAACCAUCUUGCCUAUUGGGGCCUCGACUAUCCUCCCCUCACUGCUUACCAGAGCUACUUCCAUGGCAUCUUCCUCCGAGCCCUCGACCCCAAUUCUGUCGCCCUCUCCUCUUCCAGAGGCUAUGAAACUCCUCUCAGCAAGCUCCUGAUGAGGUGGACGGUAUUGUCAUCAGAUGCACUCGUAUUCUUUCCAGCAGCUCUGUAUUUUGUUAUUGUUUACUAUGCUGGUCGUAAAGAUGAUGAAGUUGCAUGGCAACUUGCCAUGAUUUUACUUCUUCCAGGUGUCAUUUUGAUAGAUCAUGGUCACUUUCAGUAUAAUUGCAUCAGCCUUGGUUUAACGAUUGGAGCAGUCGCUGCUAUCAUCUCUGAGAAUGAUGUGCUUGCUUCUGUGUUAUAUUGUCUAGCACUCAACCACAAGCAGAUGAGUGCAUAUUAUGCACCUGCAUUUUUUGGCCAUUUAUUAGGGAAAUGCAUCCGUCGCAAGAACCCGCUACUAGAGACUAUGAAACUAGGUUUUGUGGUCUUCGGAACUUUCAUCAUUGUUUGGUGGCCUUAUCUCUCUUCUGUUGAAGCAAUUUUAGAAGUUCUUCGUCGCCUGGCCCCUUUUGAGAGGGGAAUAUACGAGGACUAUGUGGCUAACUUUUGGUGUAGCACGUCAUUUGUCAUAAAGUGGAAGCGGCUCUUCUCUAUGCAAACACUGCGCUUGCUUAGCUUUGGUGCUACUCUAGCAUCGAUUUUACCCUCGACGGUUCACCAAAUCAGUGUGCCUAGUCGCCAAGGCUUCCUUUAUGCUAUGCUGAAUAGUUCAUUUUCCUUCUAUCUCUUCUCUUUCCAAGUUCACGAGAAGUCUGUCCUUUUGCCACUGGUAGCGAUGAGCCUCUUGGCUUUGGAAGAGCCUCUUCUUUUCCACUGGUUUUCAUGCUACGCUAUGCUUUCCAUGUAUCCUCUUCUUUGUCGGGAUGGGUUGGUUGUACCAUAUGGAGCUCUUUUGCUUCUCUCCAACCUCCUCUACUUUACGCCUCAAGUUUUCGGGGGACAUCGUAGGAGAGAGAGAGUUUCUUUUGGCUUUAGGAAGGUGUUGAUGGCCCUCUGUCUGUUGAGUUUUCUUGUCAUUCAUGUUAUUUACCUGUCAGUGACCCCUCCUAAGAGAUAUCCCUUCAUCUUUGAGGCAUUUAUCAUGGUUUUAUGCUUCUCUCAGUUUGUGGUGAUUGCAGCUUAUACGAACAUGAAGCAAUGGAUGUUACAAAGUAGUUGCUUUCCAAAGGAGAAAAUGCAUUGAAAUCGUACUAGCAUAUAACGAACCAUUUGCUAUAGUUUUUGAGAUCUAAACCAGGUGACCCUUUUUUUGGCUGAUGCUAUGUUAUUUUCUGUCAUUUUCUGCCUUGCUGGACGUUUUGUUUUCUAUUUCUUAGCGCUCUUUGGAUUCCUUGGA
Messenger RNA from Amborella trichopoda, 2298 nucleotides. RefSeq names its product ALG6, ALG8 glycosyltransferase family. Gene Ontology annotation, molecular function: dolichyl pyrophosphate Man9GlcNAc2 alpha-1,3-glucosyltransferase activity. Gene Ontology annotation, biological process: protein N-linked glycosylation; dolichol-linked oligosaccharide biosynthetic process. The record is from RefSeq and is a predicted model, not a curated record. Gene Ontology annotation, cellular component: endoplasmic reticulum membrane. Lineage: Eukaryota; Viridiplantae; Streptophyta; Magnoliopsida; Amborellales; Amborellaceae.